AUGAUCACUGGCCUGCUGGCAGAGGUGCUCCGAGACGCCGGCUUUGACCCCUCCACCCUCUCGCAGCGGGGCAAUGUCAUCGAUACGCCCAGCGGCCCCCUGUUCGGUAAGACGGCACGGGGCUCUUCGGCAGCGCAAGUACGGGGCGAAGCCGCUUCCCUCGCCGCUAUGCGUCUCACAGCGCCCGACGGACUAGUCCCACGAUGCUGGAGCAAGAACAAGGACGGGCAGACGGCAAUGGCAUGCGAGUACGCCCGCGGAGGUGGGGACAAACGUAUGAAGGAACUCGGCGAGAGGGUGGCCAGGAUGCACUCCGUGCCUAAUGACCAUGGCGACCACGCGUACACUGGCAAGUUUGGGUUCGGCAUACCAACACACUGCGGCGCGACGGAGCAGGAUAACACCUGGGAUGGGGACUGGGGACGCUUCUUUGCUGAUCGGCGCCUGGGCGACCUCGUGCGAAGGCUGGGAGAUCCGACGAUCACAAAGGAGUGGGAGAAACUCAAGGAGAAAGCUGUCCCGCUCCUCCUGAACGACUUCGACCCACCAGCAAAGCCAGUCCCGCUGCACGGCGACCUGUGGUCCGGCAAUGUCUGCCAUACCUCGAACGGCGGGGUCAUCUUCGAUCCAGCGGGGUACUACGGACAUGGUGAAGCGGACCUCGGUAUCGCGAGGAUGUUCGGAGGUGAGUAA
This is a messenger RNA of Trichosporon asahii var. asahii CBS 2479, 693 nucleotides long. RefSeq lists its product as uncharacterized. Lineage: Eukaryota; Fungi; Basidiomycota; Tremellomycetes; Trichosporonales; Trichosporonaceae. The transcript is spliced from 3 exons. The record is from RefSeq and is a predicted model, not a curated record. The coding region runs from base 1 to 693 and encodes 230 amino acids.